CACAGCCCUGGACACAGCCCUGGACACAGCCCUGGACCUCCUCCUGUCCCUCCUCCUGUCCUGUCCGCUGUCCCCGCGGUCUCUGUCUUCAGUCCGUGUCCUCCGGCCUCACUCAGCCGCCGUGGAGCCGUCGUUCACAGACCGCGAGCCGCGAGGAGCCGCCGGGACCAGGCCUCCAGAAGAGGACAGGCGGAGGUGUCCAGAGGACAGGAGGUGUCCAGAGGACACGAGGAGGUGUCCAGAGGACAGGAGGAGGUGUCCAGGAUGGAGCCCGCACAGAGCGGGUCAGAGGAGAGUCCUGGACCAGAGACGAGCUGUGCCUCCUUCAACCAGGACACUACGUCUCUGGCUCUGGGCUCACACUGCGGCUUCAGGCUCUUCUCUCUGAACAACAUCGACUCACUGGACUGUGUCUACUGCAGCACAGACUGUCCUGACGUGGGCCUGGUGGAGCGGCUCUACAGCAGCUCUCUGGUGGUGGUGGUCAGAGCUCAAACGCCGCAGGACCUUCACAUCUACCACUUUAAGAAGGGCACAGAAAUCUGCAACUACACCUACCCCCACCCCGUGUGCUCCGUCAGGCUCAACAGAGAGAGGUUGGUCACGUGCCUUGAACAUUCCGUGUACAUCCACAACAUAAAGGACAUGAAGCUGCUUCAGACGCUCGAGGUCCCGUCUAAUCCGUGUGGCGUUUGCGCCCUCGCCACCUCAGGCUCCUCCUCCUACCUGGCCUACCCCGCCUGCACCGACACCGGAGACGUGCAGGUCUACGACGCCUCGGCUCUGUCCACAGACACACUGAUCUCGGCUCAUCACAGUCCACUCGCAGCUCUCAGCUUCAAUACCUCAGGCUCCAGACUCGCCAGCGCCUCCCAGAAGGGCACAGUGAUCCGAGUCUUCUCCGUCCCUCAGGGUCAGCGUCUCUUUGAAUUCCGCCGCGGAAUGAAGAGGUGUGUGGACAUCAGCUGUUUGUCCUUCAGUCCUGAUGGACACUUCCUCUGUUCGUCCAGUAACACAGAGACGGUGCAUGUCUUUAGACUGGAGCCCCCAGACCCCAGUCUGGAGGAGGAGCGCUCGUCCUGGGGCUCUUACGUGGGCAGGAUGUUCUCCGUGGCGAGCUCGUACCUCCCGGCGCCGGUGUCCCACAUGAUGAGCCAGGACCGCGCCUUCGCCACCGCCCAGCUGCCCCGCCCCAACCACAGGAGCAUGUGCGCCCUGACUGUGAUCCAGAAGCUUCCUCGUCUGCUCGUGGCGACCUCUGACACGCUGUACGUCUUCAGCUUUGACCCGGCCGAGGGGGGGAGGUGCCCGCUCUCACACACACACCUUCUUUUUGAGGAGCGUCAGGUCCAAACUGCAGGUUGUUUCCGGGAGGCGUCUGAUUGGUCUGCACCAGUGACCCCUUGUCCCACGUACGCUGCGACGGCGGCCUUACCCCCCGCCCCCGGCCCCGCCCUCGGCCCCUCCCCCGGCCUCGCCCCGGGGCUCGGCGCGGCUACACUCACAGCUCCAAGAGCUCAUGGUACAUGA
This is a messenger RNA of Periophthalmus magnuspinnatus, 1530 nucleotides long. RefSeq names its product WD repeat domain, phosphoinositide interacting 1 (gene wipi1). NCBI's taxonomy places the organism in Eukaryota, Metazoa, Chordata, Actinopteri, Gobiiformes, Gobiidae. The transcript is spliced from 11 exons. The record is from RefSeq and is a predicted model, not a curated record. The coding region runs from base 265 to 1530 and encodes 421 amino acids. Gene Ontology annotation, biological process: protein lipidation; protein localization to phagophore assembly site; nucleophagy. Gene Ontology annotation, molecular function: phosphatidylinositol-3,5-bisphosphate binding; phosphatidylinositol-3-phosphate binding; protein binding. Gene Ontology annotation, cellular component: extrinsic component of membrane; phagophore assembly site membrane; cytosol.